Messenger RNA from Plodia interpunctella (Indianmeal moth), 378 nucleotides. RefSeq names its product prefoldin subunit 1-like. The transcript has a single exon. Gene Ontology annotation, biological process: protein folding. The record is from RefSeq and is a predicted model, not a curated record. Gene Ontology annotation, molecular function: protein folding chaperone. Bases 1 to 378 code for a protein of 125 amino acids. Gene Ontology annotation, cellular component: prefoldin complex; cytoplasm. Lineage: Eukaryota; Metazoa; Arthropoda; Insecta; Lepidoptera; Pyralidae.
AUGUCAAAACCCGUGGACUUGGAGUUGAAAAAAGCCUUUUUCGAAUUACAAGUAAAAAUGAUUGAAGCAAAUAAGCAAAUGAAAGACAUAGAUGCAAAGUUAAAUGCAUUAAUGCGCUACUUGCAACAUGCAGGUAUUACUCAGCGUGAGAUUAGUACAUUACCAACUGGUACAAAAACCUACGAAUCUGUAGGCAGAAUGUUUAUUCUCACUGAUUUGGAUGCUGUCAAAAUUAAUCUCAAAAAUAAAGAAUUACAAUUGAAAACUAGUGUUAAAGAACUUGAAGGCACUAAGCAUUAUUUAGAAAAGAAUCUCAAGGAAAGUGAAGACAACAUUAGAGAGAUGGUGCAGCAACGAAAAGGGCAGAACAAUAUCUAA